AUGAUUCAAAGAGCAGUACCAGGUGAAUUUACUCAUCAUUGCAUUACAGCUUCGUUUCAUUCUCUGUAUAAGCUAACUGAAGAUUUUUUUCAUGGUCGUUUUUCAGCAGUGAAAAAAUCCAUAAGAAAAGAUACAAUAGAUCAAAUUUAUGCAGCAAAAAUAAUUAGAAAACGCCAUUUACAACAAGCCAUUAAUAAAUUACGAAUACUUCAAUUAUCGUGUAAACAUCCAAAUUUUGUAAGGCUUUAUCAAGUAUUUUAUUUAUCAAGUGAAGCUAUCUUUAUACUCGAGUAUGCACAAGAAGGUGAUUUACAAAUAGUUCUCGAAUUAGAAAGUUGUUUAGAAGAAUCAAAAGCAAUAAAUAUUACUAAACAAGUACUCGAAGCUGUAGCAUUUCUUCAUGAUAAUAAAGUUGUUCAUCUUGAUAUAAAUCCAAAAAAUAUUCUUCUUGCAAACAAAUGGCCAAGUACACAAAUAAAAUUAUGUGAUUUUGGUCUAUCUUGUAUAUUAACUAAUCAAUGUUUAUUAGAAAUGUCGGGUACAACAGAUUUUCUUGCACCCGAAGUAAUCAAUUAUGAACCAGUAACAUGUGCUACUGACAUGUGA
Rotaria socialis is the source of this 606-nucleotide messenger RNA. Lineage: Eukaryota; Metazoa; Rotifera; Eurotatoria; Philodinida; Philodinidae. The record is from the annotation of a GenBank genome assembly.